AUGGCCAACAGCAGUUUCAAAGGAGACUUCAUCUUGGUGGGCUUCUCUGAUCAGCCACAGCUGGAAAAGAUACUUUUUGUGAUUGUUUUAGUGUCCUAUCUCCUUACACUUGUGGGAAAUACAGUCAUUAUUUUGAUCUUGUUUAUAGACCCUAAACUUAAGACACCCAUGUACUUUUUACUCACUCAUCUCUCGCUAGUCGAUAUCUGCUUUACCACUAGCAUUGUCCCCCAGAUGCUGUGGAACCUAAGAGGACCAGCCAAGACCAUUACACCACUGGGCUGUGCUGUCCAGCUCUAUGUCAUAGUGUUCUUGGGCUCCACUGAGUGUGUCCUCUUGGCUGUGAUGGCUUUUGAUUGCUAUGCUGCUGUUUGCAAACCCCUCCACUAUUCAGCUGCGAUGAACCCACGGCUGUGCCAGGCUUUGGCAGGUGUUGCAUGGUUGAGUGGAAUGGAAAAUAGUCUCAUCCAGGGUGGCUGCAAGUCGGAACCGACUUCACGGCACAUAACCACCACCAUGGACAUAUAG
Chrysochloris asiatica (Cape golden mole) is the source of this 528-nucleotide messenger RNA. RefSeq names its product olfactory receptor 2G3-like. The record is from RefSeq and is a predicted model, not a curated record. Gene Ontology annotation, biological process: G protein-coupled receptor signaling pathway. Gene Ontology annotation, molecular function: G protein-coupled receptor activity. Gene Ontology annotation, cellular component: membrane. The transcript has a single exon. Bases 1 to 528 code for a protein of 175 amino acids. Lineage: Eukaryota; Metazoa; Chordata; Mammalia; Afrosoricida; Chrysochloridae.